AUGAACCCACACCAGCAGAACAAGGUCGACGUUAGCAAACUGUCGGAGCAGGAGGCCAAGCUGUUCCGCCUCUACGGCAAGCUGCCCAACAAGAAGGAUCUUCUUCAGAACAAGCUCAAGGAGCGCAAGUAUUUUGACAGCGGCGACUACGCCCUCUCCAAGGCCGGCAAGGCUGGCGACGUUGGCGUGACGCAGGUCGGCCGCGAGCACCCCAACCCCGAGAAGAUCCCUCACAUUGCCCCCUCUACGCCCAUUAGCCAGACUGUCACCGUCAACGCCAAUGGCAGCAACGGCGCUACUACCUCUCAGGGCGACAUGGCCACCAGCCCAGUCAAGGAACACACAUUUCUGCACCGCGAGACGAGCCUGAACCGGGAAACGUCGGCCUCGGAGUUUGAGAACAACGACAUGGCCGAAGACGCACAGGGUGGCCCUGUCAAGGCUUAG
This is a messenger RNA of Exserohilum turcica Et28A, 447 nucleotides long. RefSeq lists its product as uncharacterized. Gene Ontology annotation, molecular function: protein phosphatase inhibitor activity. The transcript is spliced from 3 exons. The record is from RefSeq and is a predicted model, not a curated record. Gene Ontology annotation, cellular component: cytoplasm. Lineage: Eukaryota; Fungi; Ascomycota; Dothideomycetes; Pleosporales; Pleosporaceae. The coding region runs from base 1 to 447 and encodes 148 amino acids.